Molecule: messenger RNA, 6936 nt
Organism: Amphiprion ocellaris (clown anemonefish)
Lineage: Eukaryota; Metazoa; Chordata; Actinopteri; Pomacentridae
Gene: grm6a
Product: glutamate receptor, metabotropic 6a
Exons: 15
Coding region: 509-3217 (902 amino acids)
Biological process (GO): regulation of synaptic transmission, glutamatergic; G protein-coupled glutamate receptor signaling pathway
Cellular component (GO): membrane
Molecular function (GO): adenylate cyclase inhibiting G protein-coupled glutamate receptor activity
Source: RefSeq, a predicted model, not a curated record
UUGAACUCAGAGUUUCUUUUGUCCUCAUGACAACUUGUUUAUUGUUUAUGACUCAGAGGAUGUUUACAGCUGCUGUUUCCACGGCGACAGAUGUUGUUUUCAAUAAACAGAAGAUCAAAGAGAGUUUAAACAUCAGGAGGUAAACAGUGAACACCUGGCUGACACCUGAGCAGGUAAACACACACAGAGACCAGCAGGGGGCGCCAGCAGGUCACUGACUCUCUGGGAGCUGCACUGAGCUUCAUUCACAGCAGCUCUGGUCCUCACAGGGAGGUGAGACGACAGACAGACAGAAAGGUCGCUGUCAGUCCGCCGCUGGUUGGAGCAGCAGCUGGACCCGAACCGGACUUUCUACCGGAGGACCGGAGCGGAGCGGCGGCUCUGAGCGACCUGCAGCCGGAGCGGAGCGCAGCUGAACGGCUUCAGGACGGACCUGAUCCCGGGAGGAGAAGGUCCCGCUGCGGUGUCCACUGCAGGAUGAACGCUCUCUGCUGAACGUCACCUCAGUAUGACAUCAUCAGUCCUCGCUGUGUCUCCACCCCUCCUCCUCCUCCAUCAUCAUCACCACGGUGUCCACUGGCCCCGCCUCCUGCUCUCUCUGUGGCUCUGGAUUGGUGGACAGGUGGUCCAGGUGAGCCCCUCCCACCAGCACUUCCACCCGCACUCCAUAAAGAUCCCCGGUGACAUCACGCUGGGCGGCCUGUUCCCCAUCCACGCCCGCGGGCCCCACGGUCUGCCCUGCGGCGAGCUGAAGAAGGAGAAGGGGAUCCACCGCAUGGAGGCCAUGCUGUACGCCCUGGACCAGAUCAACAGCGACGCCGAGCUGCUGCCCAACAUCACGCUGGGCGCCCGCAUCCUGGACACCUGCUCCAGAGACACCUACGCCCUGGAGCAGUCGCUGACCUUCGUCCAGGCGCUGAUUCAGAAGGACACGUCCGACAUCCGCUGCUCCAACGGAGAACCGCCGCUCAUCCGCAAACCAGAGCGCGUGGUCGGAGUGAUCGGAGCGUCGGCCAGCUCCGUGUCCAUCAUGGUGGCCAACAUCCUGCGUCUGUUCGAGAUCCCUCAGGUGAGCUAUGCCUCCACGGCCCCGGAGCUCAGCGACAACAACAGGUACGACUUCUUCUCCCGGGUGGUUCCUCCAGACUCCUACCAGGCCCAGGCCAUGCUGGACAUCGUCAGAGCUCUGGGAUGGAACUACGUCUCCACUCUGGCCUCUGAGGGCAACUAUGGAGAGAGUGGAGUGGAGGCCUUCAUGCAGAUCUCCAGGGAGGCAGGAGGGGUUUGCAUCGCUCAGUCGGUGAAGAUUCCUCGUGAGCCGACAGCCGGAGAGUUCGAUAAGAUCAUCCGGCGUCUGAUGGAGACGAGUAACGCCCGUGGUGUGAUCAUCUUCGCCAACGAGGACGACAUCAAGCGUGUCCUUGAGGCGGCAAAGCGUGCGAACCUGACGGGUCACUUCCUGUUUGUUGGAUCAGACAGCUGGGGAGCCAAGAGUUCACCGAUCACAGAGCUGGAGGACGUGGCCGAGGGCGCCGUCACCAUCCUGCCCAAACGGACGUCCAUCGACGGCUUUGAUCAGUACUUCGUGUCUCGUUCCCUGGAGAACAACCGCAGGAACAUCUGGUUUGCUGAGUUCUGGGAGGAUGACUUCAGGUGCAAACUGACCCGACCUGGAAUCAAGCCGGACCCCGACAAAAAGAAAUGCACAGGUGACGAGAGGAUUGGCCGGGACUCUACCUAUGAGCAGGAGGGGAAGGUUCAGUUUGUGAUCGAUGCUGUCUACGCCGUGGCUCACGCUCUCCACAACAUGCACCAGGACCUCUGUCCCGGCAUCCCUGGGGUCUGCAGCAGCAUGGACCCGCUGGAGGGACGCUCCUUGCUGGACUACAUCAGAGCCGUCCACUUCAACGGUAGUGCAGGUACGAGUGUUCUAUUCAAUGAGAACGGAGAUGCUCCUGGUCGCUAUGACAUCUUCCAGUUCCAGAUGACCAAUCACAGCCACCCUGGUUACCAUGUCAUCGGCCAGUGGACCAAUAACCUGAGGCUAAAUCUGGAGGAGAUGCAGUGGUCUGGAGGUGACAGAUCUGUUCCAGACUCCAUCUGUAGUUUUCCUUGUAAACCAGGAGAGAGAAAGAAGAUGGUGAAGGGAGUUCCCUGCUGCUGGCACUGUGAGCUGUGUGAUGGGUAUCAGUACCAGGUGGAUGAGUUUAACUGUGAGACCUGUCCAUCAGACAUGCGCCCCGCCCCCAACAGAACCACCUGUCGCCCGACUCCCAUCAUCAAACUGGAGUGGAACUCCCCCUGGGCCCUAGUGCCCGCCUCCCUCGCCAUGCUCGGUAUCCUAGCAACCAGUGCCGUGGUCGUCACGUUCAUCCGCUUCAAUGACACGCCCAUCGUCAGGGCGUCUGGGCGGGAGCUGAGCUACGUCCUGCUGACAGGUAUCUUCCUGAUCUACCUGAUCACCUUCCUGAUGAUUGCUGAGCCAGGUGUGGUGGUGUGUGCGUUCCGGCGCCUCCUGCUGGGCCUCGGCAUGGCCAUCACCUACUCCGCCAUGCUGACCAAAACCAACCGCAUCUACCGCAUCUUCGAGCAGGGCAAGAGGUCGGUGACUCCGCCUAAGUUCAUCAGCCCCACCUCCCAGCUCGCCAUCACCUUCAUCCUCAUCUCCGUCCAGGUGCUUGGUGUGUUCGUGUGGUUCGCCGUCGUCCCUCCUCACACCAUCAUCGACUACGAGGAGCAGCGACCCCCGAACCCUGACUUCGCCCGCGGCAUCCUGAAGUGUGACAUGUCCGACCUGUCAAUCAUCUGCUGCCUCAGCUACAGCAUUGUUCUCAUGGUAACUUGCACAGUGUACGCGGUGAAGAGUCGUGGUGUUCCAGAGACAUUCAACGAAGCGAAGCCGAUCGGAUUCACCAUGUACACCACCUGCAUCGUCUGGCUCGCCUUCGUACCCAUCUUCUUUGGUACCGCACAGUCCACUGAGAAGAUGUUCAUCCAGACGGCCACUCUGACCGUGUCCAUGUCUCUGAGUGCCUCCGUGUCUCUGGGGAUGCUCUACCUGCCCAAAGUCUACAUCAUCGUGUUCCACCCAGAGCAGAACGUCCAGAAGAGGAAGAGGAGCUUCAAGGCGGUGGUCCAGGCGGCCAGAUUGUCUCAGAAAUCAUUAAAUGAGAAACAGAACGGAGAGACGAAGAUUGAACCGGACAGAACGCAGUAAUACUACAGUAAUACUGCAAUAAUACUACAACCUACAGGUACUGAUACUACACACUGCAGUGAUACUACAGUAAUACUACAAUAAUACUACAACUUACAGGUAGAUACUUCACACUACAAUAAUACUACAAUAAUACUACGACCUACAGGCACUGAUACUACACACUGCAGUAACCGUGACACCCUCACAGGUUCUGCUUUGCAGAGUGUAUUCAGCCAAUUAGAUGCCUCCAGGUGUUCAAGUACUGGGAGGAGCCUGUGGGCUUGCUGUGUUGCAUUUAUCAGAUAGUUCGCGGGGCCUCGUUGUGAUCCAGUAAGUAGGUGGGGCCUCGUUGUGAUCCAGUAAGUAGGUGGGGCCUCGUUGUGAUACAGGAGGUGGGCGGGGCCUCGCUGUGAUCCAGUAGGUGGGUGGGGCCUGUGUACUGCUUCCUGGCUGGAGAAGCUGCUGCAGAUAUUUCUGGAAGCUGAUGAAUAUUUCAGCUGCUGGUUAAACUUUGAUGUUUGCAGAUGAAGGUUCUCCUCCCUGAAGAACCAGGACAGUAUCUGAAGCCAGUCAGGUCUCAGCCUGCAGGUGGAACAUGUCUGUUGUUCUACUGGUUCUACUGGCUGACAGCUGGGGAUGAUCUGAAAGCUGCUCAGGACCAGGAAGUUGAAGUGGUUCAGACUGAGCUACUGAAACCUGCUCUGACUGCAGUCUGUUCUCUGCAGAGAACCCUCUGAAGAACUCACAGCUCUUUCCUCACAUGUUCUGCUUUAGAACCGUUCAACGUUACAUCAGGUUGUUCUGCUUCAUAAAGAUAAACUCUCUUUUUAAACCAGCUGAAAUAAAGCAUAACUGAUGUUUGUGUCUCAUCAGGUAGCUGCUGACCAAUCCCUGUGUAGAUCCUGAUGAUGUCAUCAUGAAGAACACACACACACACACACACACACACCCACACACACACACACACGCACACACACACACACACACACACACACACACACACUUGUGUAAACUAUCCUCUGGGCUUUUAUUUCACUGUUUUUAAGACAGAACAUUAAAAAAUAAAAAAAUUAAUGAAAACAAAGCUCCUUCAAGAACCUUCUCAGAACCUCCUGGUUCUUCAUCUCCAGUAACUUUAUUAAUGAUCAGAGUUCUACCUUCAUACUGGGAAUAUUUCCAGAGUUCCAGGUCCUUGAAGUCCAUAGAGGAGAACGUCCCCUGGAGAAAGUUCUAGAGUAGACCUACCGACAACUUGGUAGGUCUACUCUAGAACUUUCUACAGUUGUCGGUAGGUCUACUCUAGAACUUUCUCCAUUUGUCAGUAGGUCUACUCUAGAACUUUCUCCAGUUGUCAGUAGGUCUACUCUAGAACUUUCUACAGUUGUCGGUAGGUCUACUCUAGAACUUUCUCCAGUUGUCGGUAGGUCUACUCUAGAACUUUCUACAGUUGUUGGUAGGUCUACUCUAGAACUUUCUCCAGGGGACGUUCUCCUUUCCUGCUUCCAGUCUUUAAGUUUAGUCUCACUUAGAACAUUCCAGGUCCUUGAGGUCCAUAGAGGUGGGUCCAGAUUUAUCACUUUUUAAUGGACUUUUUCAGAACUUCAUCAGUCCAGCAGAUAGAACCAUGACAUUUAGGAGGAGAAACAUCUGAAUUGUGGUAGAAACUGACUCCAGAUCAGUUUCGAUCCAUCCAGGUGUCUCGUUUAUCUUUUCAUGAACUGAUCCAACCGUUUCAUCACCGCCUGAUUCAAGCAGCAGAUUCUGAUCAGAACUUGAGGUUCUCCAUCACCUCCACCUCUAGAACCAGCAGGACUCACCUGAGGAAGACGUUCACCUUUAACCCAACAGAACCUACAAUCAGUCACAACAGGUUCUUUAAGGAACCGUUUUCUGGGUAGUGUCACGCGGCAGGGGUGAACCCAAGCUGAGAACACACAGACUCACGGCAGAACUAGGUGGAAAAUCAGGAUUUAUUUAAACACAAAUUAUAUCAAAACGGAAGAACCAAGGGGGGAAAUGAAGAACUAAACGGAAGGGGAGAAUAACUAUGAAACUGAAGCCAGGAAUAAACUAACUGAGACUCACAAACUGGGCUGGACGAGGAGGGGGGACAGGCUGCCGGAGACCGAUGGGUCAGGAGCACAGCGCCGGUGGUGUGGGUGGUGGCAGAGAGUGGCUAUGGUGGUCUGGAGAAUGUCUGGGGGGGAGCUGAUCCACUGAGCGGGGCUGGGUGGAAUCCAAAGGCAGGCCGGGGAGAGUCCGAGAGGUGGUGAGAUGACAAGGUUGGGGGGAAUCCAGAGAGGGGGCUCAGGGUAAUCCUGGGCAAGGCUGGGGGUCCAGAUGUAAAGCAGGGCAGUGAUGCAGCACCGGGCAGCGCGGACCAGUGGGUGACUGCAAACAGACAUAAAUAUUAGUGAGAAGCACAGGAACCACAGGAGUAAAAGGUGCAGGGACCAAACUGACUGUCAGAGCUGAAGCUGGGACAGAGGAGGGGGCCCUGACAGGUAGUUCAGAUACAUCCACCUGGUUCUACACUGGUUAGAGGACUUGAAGACUGUUUCGGUGAUUUUAGGGUUCCUUCCAUUCAUGACCUGUUGAGGUGUUUCUGGUUCUGUUGGAUCCAACAGCUUCACCUGAGAAAACGGUUCUGAAAGGUUCUACAGGGGUCUCAUGGUUUGUUCCGGUUCUCCUCACCUGUGAGGUCCAGGUGUGUCACUGUGGUCCCAGCCAUCCUGAAACCAGCUGAUCUGAGGAGCCAAUCAGAGCUCGUCUCUGGUUGUCCUGCUGCUGCUUUUAAAGCUCCUCAUUUAUUUAUUCGUUUCUUCUUCUUCAGACAGAAUUUAAUAUUUCAGACGGAGCAGGUGAUGAAAUUUUAGUCUGAUCUCACCGACCUGCAGCUGCUGGACCAGAACCAGAACCUGAUCAGAACCAGACCUGAUCAGAACCAGACCUGAUCCAGAACCAGAACCUGAUCAGAACCAGACCUGAUCCAGAACCAGAACCUGAUCAGAACCAGAACCUGGUCAGAACCAGAACCUGUCCCUGUCGAGUCUCUCAGUCAGAUUUCUCUCUUCCCAGUCCAUAGGUCCAGAAAGAAAGAUCAGAGGAAAUACUCUGUUAGAAGUAAUCUGAUUACUGUGAGGGAUACAGUUCAGAUUGAUGUGAUGUUUCAUAGAUUCACUUUUAAACUCUUGGUUCUAAAAGACAUUCAGCUGGAGAUGGAUCAGUUUGAUGUUAAAUUCAGUCUAACAUCUCAGAGUGAAGCUGCUGGAAUCAACAAAAGAAGAACCUUUAAUUCUGAAAUCCAGUGUUGUCCUUUCACAAUAAAAUGUCUUGUGAGGGGCUCAGAGGCACGUCGGCAGCUGCAGGAUUCAACCUCCACUGUUGCGUUUCUCUUCCAACAGUCAGGUUUUCUCCAGACAGAAUGUUUUUAUCUCUGGUUCUCCAGCAUGUUUAAAUGUUGUGAUCAUGAAUUAUUAAAUCUUUCAGAUGAAUUUAUGAUGAUGGUGUUCAUGUUCAGGACAUUUCUGUCAUAAAAACACGGAUCAGGUGGAAUUUCAAGGACUUCCAUGAUUUUACAGAUAGAUGAAAAAUAAACGUCCUCCACCAGCUGAACAUGGGCUGGUGUGGCGUGUUUCAUAAGUGUUCUGGUGUCCACACGAGCUGUUUCUGUAUUUACUGUGUUUCUGAACUCCAUGUUUCUGCACUGACAAUUAAAACCUGACGCUUCUGUUCAA